This is a messenger RNA of Drosophila biarmipes, 6697 nucleotides long. RefSeq names its product phospholipid-transporting ATPase ID (gene ATP8B). Gene Ontology annotation, molecular function: ATPase-coupled intramembrane lipid carrier activity; magnesium ion binding; ATP binding. Lineage: Eukaryota; Metazoa; Arthropoda; Insecta; Diptera; Drosophilidae. The transcript is spliced from 20 exons. Gene Ontology annotation, cellular component: plasma membrane. Gene Ontology annotation, biological process: Golgi organization; phospholipid translocation. The record is from RefSeq and is a predicted model, not a curated record. Bases 311 to 5464 code for a protein of 1717 amino acids.
GUUAGCCGUUUUUGUUUAUCGCGCUGCGGACCGCCUCGCAUUUCGCGUCGCCUUGGGCCAGUUAGAAAAUCCCUGCUCCGCGAAAAUUCCACUCGAGAGUUGCACUUUCGCAGGGUGAACUAAAGUGAUUUCCGCGAGAAUCUUACUUCGAGAAGAAAACGGAGAAAAAGUGAAAAUCCAAGGGAGAAACGGGGAAAAGCAAGCGCAAGCGGUGCAAAAUAAGUGCAAGAAAUGUGCUAAAAAUAAUGAAGAGUAAUGAGGAGGCCCCCUAUCGAGAUUGUUCCUCCCAUAGCCCAAGCCUAAGCUGGUCAUGAUCGGGGGCAGGAGAUGCAGCGAGGCCGCCCGGCGGUUGCGAAGGCGUCCCGAUACCCUGGAACUCUCAGUUCUGGGCGGCCAGCCCAUGGAAACGGACCACCAAGAGGAUGAUGACGAACGGACUCCUGCCACAGGACCUGGAAACGCAGAUGGAUCUGGAACUGAAAGUACCGAAGCCACCGGAAGAAGAACUCGCUGGUUUCAGUUUGCCAGGAGUUCAAAAAAUCGAAGAAAACGACUGCACUGCGAUGAUGAUGAGGAAACUGAGGAGCAGGACGGAGGGACCUCCGAUAAGGAGGGCAGCAGGAAGGCGUGUCUUGCCCAGCCGGAGGGAAUGAAUAUUGGCAGCUCCACACAAACCAUUGCCACGCCCCUGAUGGUGGGGGACAGCUUCUACAGCCUGGCCCCCGGAGCAGCCAAUCCAUCAACCAAUAGGUCCGAUGACCAGGAGCUGUACAAGCAAAGGGAUCCCUCGGUGGCCUCGGAGACCAAGUCGUUACCGAGUAUGAGGCGUCUGUCCCAGAUAAGAAGGCGCCGCAGCUCGUACUACUUUUCGGAAAACGAACGCAGAAUCCGCGCCAACGACAAAGAGUUUAAUGCCCAGUUCAAAUAUCACAACAACUACAUCAAGACCUCCAAGUAUUCGCUGUUCACGUUCCUGCCUUUCAAUCUGCUGGAGCAAUUCCAGCGGCUGGCCAACUUUUAUUUCCUCUGCCUGUUGGUCCUCCAACUGAUUCCCGCCAUCUCCUCCCUCACACCCGUGACCACAGCCAUUCCCCUGAUAGGAGUGCUCACUCUAACCGCGGUCAAGGAUGCCUACGACGAUAUUCAACGUCACCUGUCCGACUCGCAGGUGAACAAUCGCAAGUCGAAAACGCUGCGCAAUGGCAAGUUGGUGGAGGCCAAGUGGUCGGAGGUGCAGGUGGGCGACGUGAUCCGGCUGGACAACAAUCAGUUCGUGGCGGCGGACACCCUGCUGCUGUCCACAUCCGAGCCAAAUGGCCUGUGCUUCAUCGAGACAGCCGAACUGGAUGGGGAGACGAAUCUCAAGGCGAAGCAGUGCCUCACGGAGACCAUCGAGCUGGGCGAUCGUCACGACGCGCUGUGGAACUUCAACGGCGAGAUCAUCUGCGAGAGGCCCAACAACCUGCUGAACAAGUUCGAUGGCACCCUGAUCUGGCGGAGCCAGCGGUUCGCCUUGGACAACGAGAAGAUCCUGCUGAGGGGCUGCGUCCUGCGGAACACCCAGUGGUGCUAUGGCGUCGUGGUCUUCGCCGGGGUGGACACCAAGCUGAUGCAGAAUUCCGGAAAGACGCAGUUCAAGAGCACUGGUGUGGAUCGCCUGCUCAACUUUAUUAUCAUUGGGAUCGUCCUGUUUCUGGUGUCAAUAUGUGCCCUCUUUGCGAUCGGCUGUGCCGUGUGGGAGGGCCUGAUUGGCCAGCAUUUCCAGCUGUAUCUGCCCUGGGAGCGCAUCAUACCCAAGGAUUACAUACCCACGGGCGCCACCGUCAUCGGCUUGCUGGUUUUCUUCUCGUAUGCCAUAGUCUUAAACACAGUUGUGCCAAUCUCUCUCUACGUUUCAGUAGAGGUAAUACGCUUCGUACAGUCGUUCCUCAUCAACUGGGAUGAGGAGAUGUACUACGCGACCACCAAUACCUAUGCCAAAGCCCGCACCACCACGCUCAACGAGGAGCUGGGCCAGAUCCAGUACAUAUUCUCGGACAAGACGGGCACCCUCACCCAGAACAUCAUGACGUUCAACAAGUGCAGCAUCAACGGCCGCAGUUAUGGCGAUGUGAUUGACCUGCGCACCGGCGAGCUCAUCGAGAUUACGGAGCAGCAAACAAUUUUCCAAAAUAGCAACACCAACAACAGACCCAGCCCCGCAGGUGGAGCUGCGUCAGCGCCACCUGCAGCACCACCCCCCAUCAUCCUAGUGCACACGGCCGAGGUGCAUGCCAAGAAGAGUGCCCUGGUGGUCACGACCUCCGCCUCCUCCCCGGGCGAGGCACAGGUAUCCUCGAGACCGGACCUCGAGCACUCGGCUCCGCCGCUGGACGCGGUUGAAAAGAGGCCGGCACUCAAGCAUGUGCGGUACUCGGCGCCCAGCAGAAGUCAGGAGGAUGACCCUGGGGGAGUGUCACCCAGGAUGGGGCUUGCACCACCCAUCGCCAAUGAGGAGCGCAGGAGCAGCGGCGGCUUCAAGCGGAGCGGAGCGGGAUACAUGCAGCGUCAGUUGUCCCGCACAAGCAGUUGCGACAAAGUAAAGAUUUUGCAUGACACCGAACUCGAACAGACAGAAGCACCCGACAUGCACCAUCCCAAGCACCAUCGCAAGCGAUUGCUCAAGAUCCGGUUCAAGAAAUCCCCAUCGACAGUCACGCUCGAGCCGCCUUAUGAAGGGGAUCCAAAAUCCACAUCCACACUGCACCCAAGCGAUUCGAGCCCCACAAAACACUGCCACAAUGCAAACGCAUUCGCCACCAAUUGGAGCUCGUCGCCUCAGAGAGUGCACGCCCUUCAAACCGUCGACUUUUCGGCCAAUCCGCACCACGAGAGCGAUUUCCGGUGGUACGACCGCACGUUACUGGAUGCCGUUCGCUCGGAUGAGGAGCACUCCCACGUGUUUUUCCGCCUGCUGGCCCUCUGCCACACGGUCAUGGCCGAAACGGUGGAUGGCAAGCUGGAGUACCAGGCCCAGAGUCCCGAUGAGGCUGCUCUUGUGGCGGCCGCUCGCAAUUUCGGCUUUGUCUUUCGCACACGAACACCGAAUAGUAUUACCAUCGAGGUGAUGGGGCAGUUGGAGGAAUACGAGCUCCUAAACAUCCUUGAUUUCAACAACGUCCGCAAGCGGAUGUCUGUGAUCCUCCGGCGCGGUGACUCCAUGGUGCUCUACUGCAAGGGAGCGGACAAUGUGAUAUACGAUCGUCUGCAUGGCGGACAGGAGGAUCUGAAGGCGCGCACCCAGGACCAUCUUAAUAAAUUUGCUGGCGAGGGCCUGCGCACCUUAGCUCUGGCCGAGCGUCGUUUGACCGAGCAGUACUACAACGACUGGAGGAGUCGUCAACAGGAGGCUGCCCUUUCGAUGGACUCGCGGGAACAGAAGCUGAACGAAAUCUACGAGGAGAUCGAGAGUGAAAUGCAACUGGUUGGUGUGACGGCCAUCGAGGAUAAGCUGCAGGAUGGAGUGCCAAAGUCCAUAGCUAAUUUGCAGAAUGCCGGCAUAAAGAUCUGGGUCCUAACAGGAGACAAGCAGGAAACGGCCAUCAACAUUGGUUACUCCUGCCAACUGCUCACUGAUGAACUGGCCGAUGUCUUUAUAGUGGAUGGAAACUCCGUGGAGGAGGUGGAGAAGCAGCUGAGGCAGUUCAAAGAGUCCAUUAAAAUAUACAACCGAUUUCGACCAGGAGGAUUUGACCCGUUUGACCGGUUAAACAGUGACAGUAAUAUGGAUCCCUUGAGCGUAACCAUGACCCAAACAUCGGCCUUCAUGCAGGAGACGAAUCUCCCGCCCACGCCGCCUCCUCCGCCUGCCAUUUCGGUGGUUACCUUUAGGUGGGAUGACAAAAUUAAGGAUAAUAAGGGCGGACCGGACAGUGCGGAGUGCAAUGACCUGUUCGGCGAUGAGAAGAGGAGCGAGGGAGGAGGCACUGCCUCCAUUGUGGUGGACGAAAACACAGGCUUUGCCCUGGUGGUCAAUGGGCACUCACUGGUGCACUGCCUUUCGCCGGAGUUGGAGACCAAAUUCCUGGACAUCGCCUCGCAGUGCAAGGCGGUCAUUUGCUGCCGGGUAACGCCGCUCCAGAAGGCGCUGGUCGUCGAGCUAAUUAAGCGUGCCAAAAACGCCGUCACCCUGGCCAUCGGCGAUGGCGCCAACGAUGUGUCCAUGAUCAAGGCUGCCCACAUAGGCGUUGGUAUCUCCGGGCAGGAGGGCCUUCAGGCUGUCCUGUCCAGUGACUAUUCGAUUGCCCAGUUCCGGUACCUGGAGCGAUUGCUGCUGGUCCACGGUCGCUGGUCCUACUACCGCAUGUGCAAAUUUCUGCGAUACUUCUUCUACAAGAACUUUGCAUUUACCCUGUGCCAUUGCUGGUACUCGCUAUUCUGCGGCUUCAGCGCUCAGACGGUGUUCGACCCGAUGUUCAUAUCGGUUUACAAUCUGUUCUACACAUCCCUGCCCGUCUUGGCGUUGGGCGUCUUCGAGCAGGAUGUCUCGGACAAGAACAGCGUGGAGUUCCCACGCCUCUACACGCCGGGACUCAAGAGUGAGCUGUUCAACAUCCGGGAGUUCAUCUACAGUGUGCUUCACGGGGCCUUCACCUCGCUGGUCCUGUUCCUGAUUCCUUACGGCGUCUACAAGGACGGCGUUUCGGAGAACGGAUACAUAGUCAGCGAUCAUAUGACCCUGGGCGCCGUGGUGGCCACCAUACUCAUAGUGGAUAAUACGGCACAGAUAUCUUUGUACACCUCUUACUGGACCGUUGUCAAUCACGUGACCAUUUGGGGUAGCUUGGUUUGGUAUUUUGUGCUUGACUAUUUCUACAACUAUGUCAUUGGAGGGCCUUAUGUGGGCUCUCUGACCCAAGCCAUGAAGGACCUGACAUUUUGGGUUACCAUGUUGAUCACAGUGAUGGCCCUGGUGGCCCCUGUUCUGGCCUACAAGUUCUAUCUUCUGGAUGUGCAUCCCAGCCUUUCGGAUAAGAUACGUCAAAGGUCCUUGAAAAAGAUUCACUCGAGAGCCUCUAGUAAUGUCAGGCGAACGGCUUCAUCCCGUCGCGGACGCCGCUCCGUUAGAUCAGGAUACGCCUUUGCCCAUCAGGAGGGCUUUGGUCGCCUGAUCACCUCUGGCAAGAUCAUGCACAAGUUGCCGCAGGACUUUGCCUUCCCUCUGGGCUUGGGCACUAAAAAGACACAGGUCCUUCACAACAACCUUAACUCGGCCGAUGGAUCGAAGACCAAUAACAUCUCUGGGCACAAUAUGGUCAAUAAUAACACAAAUCUGCGACAAAAUCAGAACCAGAACCACUCGUCAAUGGCAGAUAUAAGAGCCGAUGGACGUGGCACUGGGGGAGAUGAUGGAAGGGGCAGUGUGGGCACGGAUGACAUGAGUCCUCGUGCUCCCUGCCAGGACCUAGAUACGAUUAAUCUCUAAGCUUUAGAUGCAGGUGCUGGAUCGGUAGCGGGUUCCGUAACAAACACCAAAAACUUUUAAAGAAUUUAAGUCAGCUAAACUAAGGAUAAGUUUAAGUUUUAGUCUGAAUAGAGCACUAGAAUCUAGUAGGGGUGUAAGAGGUUUGGUUCUGCGUGAAUGUGAGUCAAAACAAUGAAACAAGUAUUAUAUUGAAUGUUUUUAUAAUGUUUGUUUCUCUCCUCCUCAGAAGAGUACUUAUUUAGUUAUUAGGUUUAAUUAAGUUGAAAGUAUUUUUACCAGAAACCACUGAAUCAUAACCCAAAGACAUUAAAAACCCUUUCAAUCAGAACUCAGUAAAUCAAUAAAUACCAACCACAAUCCUUUCCUCUGACAAUCCAUCAAUGUUUUACCCCACUCCUAAUAACCUCAAGAAAGCACAAAAAUCUCUUCUUUCACGUAUUUAUAUCAUCGUUUACUGCAUUUAAGAGAGUGAGCCCCCUGAAUGAUCAAAUGAGUGAUUGAGUUUGAAGAUGAAGUGUAGAAUAUAUUAGGUGUACAACUGUCUUUGGGAAACUGAAAGUGUACUUAAUUGCUUAAUGAUGUGCUGUGUGCUUAGCCAAUAUUAGUGCGGUGUUAACCACCGCUCAGAGUAGCUUAUCUACCUUUAGCUGAACGAAAUCUCGUCUAAAAGUCCAUUGCUAUAUUCUAUAUACUCCCCCAACAAAGACACAACAACAUAUAGAGAAGUCCACACGUCUGUGUUCCUAAUUAGAGUUGUAGAAUUAAAGCCUGCAAAUGCCUUAGAGAGUCCCUAGUGUUAAGUCCUUUUAGCAGUAUCGGGUUUUCUAGUUAGGACUCCCAUUUUUUUCGGUUGUUACAGACGGGCAUUCGAAUAAGUGGGCUGUGGGUUUGAGCGGUAACAAAGGUCUAAAGUGAUUUAUUAUUAGCUUGGAAAGGUUCAACGUGGCUUUUUAUUUAAGAAAUGCGAAAAACUUCUUGAUAUACAUACAUAAAACAAAUGUUUUUGGUACAUAUUUUUGCAUGAAAAGAAAUCAAACUUUAAAACUUAAAGGUAUACAACUUAACUUUAACUUGCAAAUUGUUGCUACACAAGAAGAGAAAUGAAGGAUAAUUAGAGAACCAAGUAAAGAGAAAACAUUUUAUUUUUAUCUACAAUUUUAGCGGAGGAAACUAAAGUUUGCAUUAAGUACAUUUUUAACUGAUAAAAUAAAAGGGAAAUAUUUUCAAAAAGCA